UUUGGCAAAUUCUGGAUUGAGAACCUUUGGUGUCCUGCCUGUCUUCUCCAGGAUCCACGUGUCCUCCUUUUUGGGAGCAGAUGGACUUGUUGGUGAAGAGGGAGGCUGGAUCGCUCUGGAUUCUCUGACUUUUCUCAAUGAAAUGAUCAACCUGUCGAGGUUCCAGGGUGAAGCAGUAGAUUGGCUUCGUCUCCCUCCUGUUCACCAGGCUGGAUUUGGCAAAUUCUGGAUUGAGGACCUUUGGUUUCCUGCCUGUCUUCUCCAGGAUCCAGAUGUCCCCCUUAUCGAUGAGACGAAACACGCCUGCUGCCUGUGGUUGGUCCUUUCCAGAGAUGAGCUCCAGCGGCUCCCAGAUCUGGCACGACACCCCAAAACUUACAUCAGCUAUAUAAGCCUUCCCAUCAAUGAUAACCUUGUGAAUCAGAUUGUCGCUCUUGCAAUGGAAAACGAACAGAUGGACAAAAAUGUGUUUUUAUUGACAGGAGGUUGUGGCUAUUUUGGAUUUCGCCUUGCAUGUGCUCUGCAUAAAAGAGGAGCCAGAAUCACACUUUUUGACACCGUUCCUCCACGCCAAGAACUUCCUGAAGACAUGAUGUUUAUGCAAGGAGAUAUUUGUGAAUAUGAACAAGUUGAGAAGGCUGUGUUUGGUGUAGAUUGUGUGUUUCACAUUGCCUCUUAUGGGAUGUCUGGUAGAGAGCAGCUGAAUAGACACCUGAUUGAGGCAGUCAACGUUCAGGGGACGAAGAACAUCCUGAGGGCUUGUGUGGAGAAUGGAGUGUCAAGGUUGGUUUACACCAGUACUUUCAAUGUGGUUUUCGGAGGCCAAGUGAUAGAGAAUGGCGAUGAAAGUCUUCCUUAUCUGCCGCUCCACCUUCAUCCCGACCACUACUCUAGAACCAAGUCCUUGGCAGAGAUGGCGGUGCUACAGGCAAAUGGAGCAGCUCUGUUUGGUAGCCCUGGGGUGUUGAGAACCUGUGCCCUGCGCCCAGCAGGUAUCUAUGGGCCUGGUGAGCAGAGGCACCUGCCUAGGAUAGUUAGCUACAUAGAGAGGGGGAUCUUUAGGUUUGUUUAUGGUAGUCCCAGCAGUUUGGUGGAGUUUGUCCACGUGGAUAACCUGGUGUCUGCCCACAUGCUAGCUGCAGAGGCUUUAACUUCAGAGAAGCAGCAUCGCUCUGCUGGCCAGGCCUACUUCAUUUCCGACGGCAGGCCGGUCAAUAACUUUGAAUUCUUCCGACCUCUGGUAGAAGGCUUAGGCUACCCUUUCCCAAAACUCCGCCUCCCCAUCUCUAUCAUCUACCUGUUUGCCUUUCUCACCGAAAUGAUUCACCAUCUCAUCGGCCCGUUCUACAACUUUCAGCCCCUGCUAACGCGCACCGAGGUGUAUAAAACUGGAGUUACACAUUAUUUCAGCAUGGCAAAGGCCAAAGCGGAGCUGGGAUAUGAGCCGCAGGAGCACAACUUGGACGAGGUGGUGCAGUGGUUCAAAAGCAGAGGCCACGGGAAGAGACUUCACGGCUCCGGCUUCAGGAGAUUAAUACUCAACUUCCUGUUUGUUUCUGCUUUUACUGCUGUGGUUUUGUCGUUUCUGCCGGUUGCUGGCAGCUGGUGAAAAGCUCUUCAAGCUGCAAUCAGUCAAUCAAAAUAAACUUAUACAGCAAAGUGUAACACAAAGUGCUUCAAAUGCUUAAUGAAGAAACAGAUUCUUCUUCUUCUUUAUGUUUUAAUUGAUUUAAAAUCUUUGCAGAAAUCAAUCACGUGUUUCAUUUGAAGCUAGAACAAAGAAAACUCUGGGACCAACCUGUCUUUGUUGCUUAUAAUGACUCAAACAACACUACCUCUCUCUGUUUUCAUUCAGCCAAUGGGGAUAAAGAUUCAUAAUUACAUGUUUUAUUGAUAUACUUUAACAGUAUUAUUAGAAGUUAAUGCAGUCUGACAACUGUGAUCAACAUUCAUUGUUUUUUUUUUUGUUUUUAAGUCAAACUCAGAAUAUUAACAAUGUUUUAGGAAUAAAAAUAUGAUUUUGUAUACUUUCUUACAUUAAAGUUAUGCUCUCUCAAUAGGAGGUAUUGAUGGUAACUCGAAGCAAUAAGCAGGAUUUCCUUGGAAAGAUUGCUUUUACAACUCUGACUGUACUGUGUUAGAAACAGGGCCGAGUUACACUGUAUGUAAUUGGAUUUGAAUGUGACUUUAUUGGAUUAUUUUGAACUGAACUUGGACCAAAUUAGAUUCUAUGCUUCUGCAGAUGAAUUGGCUCUCAUUGUAAAGUGCCUUAAGAUAGCUUUUGUUACACUUCCACACUAUAAAUAAACAGAAUGCAUUUGUUUGUACA
Xiphophorus maculatus (southern platyfish) is the source of this 2329-nucleotide messenger RNA. It is a transcript of the gene sdr42e1, whose product is annotated as short chain dehydrogenase/reductase family 42E, member 1. NCBI's taxonomy places the organism in Eukaryota, Metazoa, Chordata, Actinopteri, Cyprinodontiformes, Poeciliidae. The record is from RefSeq and is a predicted model, not a curated record. Gene Ontology annotation, molecular function: 3-beta-hydroxy-Delta5-steroid dehydrogenase (NAD+) activity. Gene Ontology annotation, biological process: steroid biosynthetic process. The coding region runs from base 143 to 1609 and encodes 488 amino acids. The transcript is spliced from 4 exons.